CGCCGCUCCGCAUCAUCAUCAUCAUCAGCAGCAGCAGCAGCAGGGAUGUCCGCGAGCUCCGCGUUCAGCGAUGAGAAAGGAGGCUCGGCCAGCGAGCCCGAGUACGGUCACGAUCCGGCCAGCGGCGGCAUCUUCUCCUCCGACUACAAGAGACACGAUGACCUGAAGGAGAUGCUGGACAGUAAUAAAGACUCGUUGAAGCUGGAGGCCAUGAAGCGUAUUGUUGCGAUGAUCGCCCGGGGGAAGAACGCCUCAGAUCUCUUCCCUGCAGUGGUGAAGAACGUGGCCUGUAAGAACAUCGAGGUGAAGAAGCUGGUGUACGUGUAUCUCGUGCGCUACGCUGAAGAACAGCAGGAUCUCGCUCUGUUGUCCAUUUCCACCUUCCAGAGAGGACUGAAGGACCCCAACCAGCUGAUCCGCGCAAGUGCCCUGCGUGUGCUGUCCAGCAUCAGAGUGACCAUCAUCGUGCCCAUCAUGAUGUUAGCCAUCAAAGAGGCAGCGUCUGACAUGUCUCCAUACGUCCGCAAGACCGCAGCUCAUGCCAUACCCAAACUACACAGUCUGGACCCAGAACAGAAAGAUCAGUUGAUUGAAGUCAUCGAGAAGCUGCUGGCUGAUAAAACCACACUGGUAGCAGGCAGUGUGGUGAUGGCAUUUGAGGAAGUGUGUCCGGACCGCAUCGAUCUGAUCCAUAAGAACUACCGUAAGCUGUGUAACCUGUUGAUUGACGUGGAGGAGUGGGGUCAGGUGGUGAUCAUCAACAUGCUCACGCGCUACGCCAGAACACAGUUCCUCAACCCCAACAUCAAUGAGUCUCUGUUGGAGGAGAACAGCGAGAAGGCCUUCUACGCCUCUGAUGAUGAGGAAGAGGAAGAUAAGAAAGCUGAGCCGGCCACUCUAGCGAAGAGGAAGCCGUAUGUGAUGGACCCCGAUCACAGACUCCUACUGAGGAACACCAAACCCCUGCUGCAGAGCCGCAACGCUGCUGUGGUGAUGGCAGUAGCUCAGUUGUACUUCCAUUUGGCUCCUAAAGCAGAGGUGGGCAUCAUUGCUAAGGCACUGGUCAGGUUAAUGCGCAGCCACAGUGAAGUGCAGUACGUCGUGCUUCAGAACGUUGCCACGAUGAGCAUCAAAAGACGAGGAAUGUUUGAGCCGUAUCUGAAGAGUUUUUAUAUCCGCUCCACGGACCCGACGCAGAUCAAAGUCCUCAAGCUGGAGGUUUUGACUAAUUUGGCUAAUGAGACGAACAUCUCCACCAUCCUGAGAGAAUUUCAGACAUAUAUUAAGAGCAUGGAUAAGGAUUUUGUGGCGGCCAGCAUUCAGGCCAUAGGUCGCUGUGCUACAAACAUCGGUGAAGUCAGAGACACCUGUCUGAACGGCCUCGUACAGCUGCUGUCCAAUAGAGACGAGUUGGUCGUGGCGGAAUCAGUGGUGGUGAUCAAAAAGCUUCUGCAGAUGCAGCCUGAACAGCACAGCGACAUCAUCAAACACAUGGCCAAACUCAUCGACAACAUCCAGGUGCCCAUGGCCCGAGCGAGCAUCCUGUGGCUGAUCGGAGAAUACUGCGAACACGUCCCCAAAAUCGCCCCCGACGUCCUGAGAAAGAUGGCCAAGAGCUUCACCAAUGAGGAAGACAUUGUCAAGCUGCAGAUUAUCAAUCUGGCUGCCAAACUGUACCUUACUAACUCAAAACAGAGUAAACUGUUGACGCAGUAUGUACUGAACCUGGCAAAAUAUGAUCAAAACUAUGACAUCAGAGAUCGUGCCCGCUUUAUCCGCCAGCUCAUUGUGCCCACCGAUAAGAGCGGCGCUCUUAGCAAAUAUGCCAAGAAGCUUUUCCUUGCACUCAAGCCUGCCCCCGUCCUGGAGUCUCCAUUUAAAGACAGAGAUCACUUCCAGCUGGGAUCACUGUCUCAUCUGCUGAAUGCUAAAGCCGCCGGAUACCAGGAGCUGCCCAACUGGCCUGAAUCGGCACCCGACCCAUCUGUGCGCAACGUGGAGAUUCCAGAUUGGAGCAAAUGCUCAAGCCGGAAGGAUCGUAAGGAGAAGAAAGUAGAGAAACCGUUCUAUUCGGACUCCGAAGGAGAAUCUGUUCCUACUGAAUCAGCAGAUAGCGAAUCAGACUCGGGCAGCGGUUCGGCAAGCGCUAGCGGCAGUGAUGAAAGCGGUUCCGGUUCAGAGAGUGAAGAGAGCGGAGAAGAGACAGAGUCUGACGAGGAAGAGGAAGAUGAGGAGGAGGAAAAGAAAAAAAGGAAGAAGCUGGACAAGACCAAAGCAAAGAAGCAAGCAGAGGAGAGUGCAGAGAGCGAGCAGAGCAGCAGUGCCGAGGACAGGAAGCGUGGCAGGAAGGCAGUGAAGAAUCAGAAAAGUGCUUCAGAAUCAGAGAGCGAAUCAGAGAGCAGCGAAUCAGAGGAGGAGUCGGAGGAGGAGUCAGAGGAGGAGUCUGAGUCCGACACCAACGUCAGGAAGAAGAGGACGCCGGUAUUAAAACAACCUCCCAAACAAUCCAAAAAAGAGAGCAAGAAGGAGACGCAGGAAAUGUCUUUGCUGGAUCUGGAUGACUAUGAACCAGCUCCAGCGUCGGCUUCAGUGACUCCGGUUAACUUCCUGUCCAGUAGUCUGGUGUCUGAUCUGGAGGGUUUGUCACUGACUGACACCAUUCUUGCACCUACAACCCUUGCACCUUCAGGUUCGAUAAAGAUGUAUGAGCUCCUGCAUCGUAUAAAGGGUGAGGGUCUUGCGGUUGAGUAUUGCUUCAGCCGCCAGCCCUUCAGUCCAGAGCCCAAUAUGGUGGCCGUCCAGAUCCAGUUCACCAACAACACCAACUCCGAGACCAAAAACCUGCACAUCGAGGAUCCCAGGCUGCAGUCUGGGAUGAGGAUCCGAGAGUUCGCUGAGAUAGACGUGCUAGCAGCAGGUGAAUCGGUUACCGUGGUGAUGGGCAUAGAUUUCUGUGAUUCCACGCAAGCAGCAAACUUCCAGCUGUGUACUCACACCCGCAAGUUCUUCGUUUCCAUCCAGCCGCCCGUCGGGGAGCUAAUGACACCUGUGUUUCUGACAGAAAAUGACUUCAAGAAGGAGCAAGGUAAACUGAUGGGAAUGAAUGAAAUCCUGGAGAAGCUGACGCUGGGAGAGAAAUGCGUGAACGAACACGUCAUCGUUGAGAGAGUCACGGCCACCGCCAACUUGAGCAGAGUACCAUGCGGUUCAGAUAAAGAGUGCAGAUUCGCAGGUAAAACGGUCAGCAGCGGUUGUCUCGUGCUGGUCACCGUAACUACAAAAGGCGGCGGAGCUCAGUUGACGGUGAACUGUGAGAAGAUGUUGAUCGGCACAAUGCUGGUUAAAGACAUCCUGCAGGCCCUGUCGCAGUGAUGGCGCCCCCUACAGUCAACACCCUCCUACUGCUGCUUACCGCAUUGAUUUGCAUCUCUGUGUAGAUAUUUCGCCCACGUGGACUGGCUUGUAGCAUCAAAAAUAUACUUAGAACUGAUGUCAGAACAGCGAAAGUAACAUUGACGGCCCCGUAAUCAGGAGGUUCCUCUUAUGUUCUUCUGUUGAAUGUUGCAUGGCAUCAAAGACAGUCUUUACACCAUAAACUCAUCUGAACUACUGCACAAACCCGCAUCUAGAAGCUCGUUAGGAUAUACAGUACAUGGCCGACAGUUUUUUGGACACCACCUUGUAAUCCGCAAGUCAGUAACCAGUUAAUAAAUCCAUCUGCUCAGUGAAACAAGACUAAUAAUCAUCUGAGUGAUUGAUUCAUUUGCUGCCUUUGUGAUCUUCCUAAAAUCAAUAGAAAGUCCGUGCAGUUUAUUUUAGUGUUUAUCUUUCGCAUUUACUGAAUGCAAUGUCUUACAUCUGAUGCCAGACCACAUCCACAUGACGACAGUAGAUUUGUUUCCAGAAACCACUUCAAACUGGUUUAGAAAACAUGAACUUAGUUGAACUCCCUGGAACAUUUUCUUAUUAGUUUCACAACACAGUCACUUUCUGUUGGUUUAGCAAAAUCAAAAGCUCUAAAACACAUCAGUAUGAAUUCACUGCCUUCAUGUCCGUAGCAACAUCUCUUUCGACAGGAAGUGUAUGUAUUUUCUGUAAUUGCGAAUGUGUAACUACUGAAUUAGGACUAUGGACUUGUGUAUCUCCCGACAUUCAUCAGCUUCUUGUUCUCGUGAAGCUCUGAGAUGAAUACAAUAUCUCACAAUCCAGUUAUUUUAGAUAUUUUAAUGCAGUCUGGAGCCGUUCAUCCCAGUGAAGACACUGGUUAGUAGUUAG
Molecule: messenger RNA, 4275 nt
Organism: Cyprinus carpio (common carp)
Lineage: Eukaryota; Metazoa; Chordata; Actinopteri; Cypriniformes; Cyprinidae
Product: AP-3 complex subunit beta-2-like
Biological process (GO): anterograde synaptic vesicle transport; intracellular protein transport; vesicle-mediated transport
Cellular component (GO): AP-3 adaptor complex; membrane coat
Source: RefSeq, a predicted model, not a curated record